GUUCCCUUCAGUGUGAGUCCAGUGCGUAAAGAGCGCAGAGCGGCUCAGCGGAGAGAGUCUGAGAGUGUGCCGCUUUCCACCACUUCCUGGAUUACUGUUUCAGCUCCGUCCGACCGUACACGCUCUAUCAAUGAAGCUUGGUUCUUAUCCGUGAUUUCUUCGCCAUGAGCUGCCUGGAUGUGAUGUACCAAGUGUUUGGUCCUCAGCCUUAUUUCAGCUCCUACAGCCCCUAUCACCACCAGAAGUUGGCUUUGUAUUCCAAAAUGCAAGACCACCAGGACAGCGGCAGCCGGCUUGGCCCCCCGGCGAUCAAAGAGGAGGACAAGGAGCUGCCGCCCGGUGCCGAGUACCUGAGUUCCCGCUGUGUCCUCUUCACUUACUUCCAGGGCGAUAUCAGCGCGGUGGUGGAUGAACACUUCAGCCGAGCUCUCAGCCAGACGAGUGCAUACCCCGUGUCGAGCAGCCACAAGGCCGUAAGAGAUGGAUCCUUUCCUAUGAGCCAGAGAAGUUUCCCUCCGUCUUUCUGGAACAGUUCCUACCAGCCGUCAGUCUCCUCCACACUGGGCAGCGCUCUGUCGGCUCCCCACACGGAUCUCUCCUUUCCAGGUGACCCUUACUCCUCUGCCUCCCUGCACAGCCACCUCCACCAGCCCAGCCCCGAUGCCUGGCACCCAUCCCACCACCACCACCAUCACCACCAUCACCCUUACUCGCUAGGAGGUGCUAUAAGCACCCAGAGCUCAGCUUACCCACGUUCUGGUGUUCACGAGAUGUACGGCACAGCGUUCGACCCACGCUACGGCUCGCUGCUGGUGCCGUCAGUGAGGUCGCACCACCGCCUGACGUCCGGCAGCUCGGUACCGGGGCCCAGUGGCUCUCCCUGUGACCUCGGGGGUAAAGGGGAAUCGGGGACGGGGUCGACCUGGAGCGGUGCCUUCACGGGGGCAGGAACAGAGAUUGGACUGAACAUGGACACAGGUCUGCCAGCACAGGAUAAGAGCAAGGAUUUGUACUGGUUUUAGAGACCACUGAGACCCCCCCUCCCCCCUCUUCUUGUCUACUACUUUGGCUGUAGCCGCUUUCCUGCACUCCUGCUCUACUCUACUGCUGUUGUGGGAUGACUGACAGAUAAAUUGACAGAUAGACAAAAACAGUGAGGCAGCAGUUUCUUUUUCCUGCUGUAACGGCUUCUGGUUUACUUGCAGCUCUGUGUUACGGCGGACUGUGCAGCAGCAGUGCAGCCCUGCUGAGCUGAACGGCAACAGUGUGGAUACACAGCGAACAUGGAAACAAAAGUGGACUCGCAGAGGGGAGAGAGAGAAAAUAUGAUCUUGAUGGAUAUGGACAAAGACAAGACUCUUUGUGCUUCUGUAACAGGCAGGGACAACAUUCCUAAAGUGGAAAAAGUCUUUGGACAGACGGACAGAGACACAUGUGCUGUCGGACUCCAAAGACUAGCGCCUGAAAGGACUUGGCAGGACUUGCCUCACUGGGGCAACUGGGCUCAGACACUAGGAGUGUGUUAUGGCUGGAGGAAAGGCCAUGCUGGUGUCAAGGAGGCAGCACAGCAAGAUUUUGGCAGAGAGCGAAGGGAGGAGGACAAACUUUUUGGGUAUACAUGGAGUAAUGUUUCAUCCGGCACAGCACAGUACACAUUAAAUGUAACCUGAAUGAAUGAAUUUCAACUGAUAUCAAAAGAUAUUUAAGCCAUGAUUACAGCUUCAAACCUUAGAAAUUUAAAGAGGCAUAUUUUUCCUGGCUUGUAGCGCUAAAUAUCCAUCUUAACUGUUUUGAUGUGAGAUGCCCAGUUUUUUAUACAUCAGCUGCCUUCUCCUAAAAUUGCACUAAGUGACAAUGUGGUGUUUAAAGUGGCAGACAUAGCAGCAGUAUGUCAUUCCAGAAAAAAUGAGCACAUCAUAUUUUUUUUAAAUCCACCAUCUAGAACUAUUUCCUCUCUACCAAAUUCAGGCCCUGUCUUUCAAUGUGCCACAUGGAAACUAUGUUCAGCAGGUGUAGCUUGGCACGAAAAAAGCAAAACAAAACAGGCUUCUGGGUCAUGAUUUGUAGAAGGAGACACAAUUGCAGUUUUUUAAAAAUAUCCACAUUAUUGGUGCUUUGAACACCACAAGAUGAAUGCUGUGUAGUUCCACUGAAUUCAAGAGAAAGGCAGCUAGUAUCUCCAAAACUGGGAAAAUAUGGGAAAAUGUGUGAGGUUCCUUUAAGUGUGCUCAUACAUUUUAAAGAUGAAGCAAACUGUUGUCUCAUAUGGCACUGCGCAAAGUUAGGGCUCAGUAACACAGACCUGAAGAUCAAUCAGUAAUCCCCGCAACCUCUAGUCGUGAGGGACAAAUGUGGAUUCGUUGAGCCAUUGGUGAAUGGUUGCUUGUGGUUGGUGGCCGCCACCAGGUAAAUCGUUGCCCGGAGAUGCUGACUCAUCUGCAAAGACUUGCCAUUCACUCGCCAGGAUGUUGUGAAACUUAAUAGUGUGAAGCUGGAACUGCCUUCAAAGUAAAAGUGACUUACUGCUGAAACCGACUCAGUUUAAAGUGCACAGUUUUUACUUUAAGGGCCAAAGGUCUCCAUUUCAAAUUUGCAUCGCAGUUUUGACAGUUUCACUUUGCUUUUUGAGUAGUUGGCGAAUGUUAACAGACAAUUCAGCAUGACUGAGGAACUCUGCUUUUGACUGAAGCAAUCGCAUGGAAGUUUUUAGUGCUGCACUGUAUAUCUCCAUGUAACCAUUUUGACAUUACCAACCUCAAAAAAACAGCUUUCAGUCAAAAUGCACACUUCAGCAUAGCUAACCCGAUGUCACCGCUUGGCGUCUAGGUCUGUGUCACUGAGGAUUUAAUAUAUAUGACAGUACCACAACAAAGAUGUUGGAAAACAAAUCAAUAUCUUUACAAAAUGUUUUGUUUUUCUUUACAUUUUUUAUGGUUAAUAACUGCAGAUGGCUAUGAUUAACAGGAUAGGAAUGCAGACUUUGUUGCCUUUGAGUGCAGCAGAUACACAGGCUGUUAGCUCAGUAAGCAUAGAUUUGAUGAUUCCAAAACAUCUCAAGUGCAUUUGGUUUAAAAUUUAAAAUGUUUUCAUCAAGGUUACUGCAGGAGCAUUACAUGUUGCAUUACGUGCUGAAAUUAUUACACCAAUUAUACUGCACCGUUUUGCUGCCUUUCUGUUUUAUUUGUGUUUAUACUGAAAAUCUCAAGGUUCAGGAACUUGUGAUGUUUAAAAAUCACAAGUUCCUGUUUUCUUGGCAUAUUGAGCACAUUGUUGGCCCUGACAGGAAAACCUCUUCCACCAACAUGUGAUGUAAAGGUCUCUAAACAUUUUAUUUUUAGUCCAAAUUGAAUCACACUUUAGGAUAAAUAUCACACUUUUCAAACUUCACCAAAUCAGUGCUUGCUUGAAAACGCUGCCAACUGCUUCUUCUUGCUCAUAAACCAAACAAAAAUAACUCAAAAUACACUAUUAAAGGGGACCUGUUAUUGCUUUCUUUACUAUUUUUGGUCAUUCACAAUAACUCACACAUUUUUUUCUUUAUGUUUUGCAUGGAAAAUUGGAAAUAGGAGCAGUAUAGUGGAGCAUGUGCAAACACAAAUGCAAAGUUUGGCCAUUAUGAAACAGCUUGAAAGUCAAUAUUUGGUAUGACCACCUUAAUUUUGUUUAAGACAGUGCACAUCAUGGCAGAAGAUUUAAAUUGUUGAGCUAGUAGGUCUUUGGGAAUCACCUUGUUGGUGCAAAAAUAUGAUUUUAUUCCUUUUAAACUGUUAUCUUUGGUGUUUUUCAUAGAUUCAGCUAUAGGAAUGUGCUUAUGCAGCAGCUUGCUACUAGCAAAGUGCCUACUGUAGAUAUACAAUUUAAAACUGGUUCUUUGCUAGGUUGUUACUGUAGACACAACAGUGGUUAAUGCUUUGAGUUAGGUGCCUUUUUAUACUUGAACGAUUUAAGGGUUCUCUGAAAAUGGUCAGGUUCAAGGACUGGACUAAAAAUGAAAGAAAAAGCAGGAAAAUGGCCAAAGAAAACAGUGAUUCAUGCAAAGCUACUCUGGUAGAGUCCAAGAAUGAAAGUUCUGAGCUGUAAAUAAGCAUGAUAGGUUCCCUUUACACAACGAUAACUCAUGUCACAGAAAAUAUACUGUGACAUGGCGAUACAUUUACAGGUUAACUGAGACAUUUGGUGUUGGUUGAAAAACCACUUAAAGUGGAUUAAAGCAUGUUGCCAUGGUAUAUAUUUAAUGUAAAACUACUUGAUGGGUCGAACUGCAUAACCAGAGCCUUUUACCUACCGCUGAUAGACUAGGAGGGACAUUUCUACGACAGCAGCAGAUUGACCUCUAAACUUCACUGCAGAGUGGACUGUGCUUACCUCUUUGUUAUGAGCGUUUUAUGAAACUGUAUGGCUGUGUCAGCAAAAGAAAUGUGAACUUCACACGAAUGGCUGCUGAGUGAGAGAGAAAGAGUGGCGAAGUCUUUCAGAUGAAUGAGGAGAACGUCGGCUAUUUGAGGCCACUUGACUCUUUCUCUCCCUCCUCUCAUGCAGCUGUCAUCGACAACUGCUCUUCAACUCAGCGAACACACACAUGGACGCACACUGUCCUACUGUGCAGUGUCCGAGCCAGGCCAAGGGACUCGAUAAAGGGAGCAUUUAGUGUGAGCAGAGUCCCGCCCUACUGGGACAACUGGUGCGAUGUAAGUGGAGGGAGCAGAGGACGAACACACAACUGUCAAAAGUAAUUUGUGAGCUUGGAUGUAUGUACAGGCGUGUCUAUUUCUAUACUUACAAGGGUCACAAUAUCCAGCCAGCCUAAAAACUGACAACAAUUCAGGCAUCAUUUUGUCGUUUGCACUCUGCUAAUUGUGGAUUAUUCAUAGGAUUAUACUAAAGGUUCAGGAUAAAUGGCAUUAUUUUAUCUGGGUUUAAGUGAAUUUGCUUACAAAAAUACUGUGUGUGAGGCUGCAGCCUGAUAUAGCUUCUGUGUCCUAUGUCUUUGAUUUUCAUUGUCCAAAUUACACACAAGACAAUUUACUUAAAUGUAAUGAACAUGGCUUAGUAGUGAAGUCUGUUUCUGUCCUGCUUGGUCCACGGGAAGUAUCUGGUUACACUGGGAAGUGGAUCAGAAAACUUGUUUUGAGCCUUCUCUUAAACAAACGCUAACAGAAACUUGGUGGCAGUCUCCUGAAAAGGUAAAGUUAGCAGUUGGUUAACAGCAUAAAUUUGUAUAGUUAACCGAAAUUAAAACUGACCAAAGAAUCAUAAACCAUUUCAGUGUAACCCCAUCAAAUGGAUUACACUGAAAAUAAGUUAAUAAAAUAAGCUGAAAGUAAGUUUAAAAAAGAUUUCACAUGUUUUUCCUUAUUUUCUGUUAUAUAUACAUACAGUUAAAAUUGGGAAUGUUCACAUUCACCAAGGCUGUGGUUCAAAUAAUGAGGUCAGCAUGUGAACGAGUAAUCCAUGUGAGCCAAAAUCUCAGGCUUCAGUUUCAGGCAGUUUUUUUCUUCUCCUGGUAUGAGAUCAAAAAGACUGGAUAUCGCUAAUGUGGCCAUCUGCUGUUAAACCUUUAUUUUUAAAAGAAGCAGCAAAGAGGAAAAACAAUAGAUAAAUUGGCUUGUUUCUGACAGAGGAUCAUCUGAGAGAGGAUUGUUUCAAACUACAAAGCUUUUCUAGUAAAGUGCUUAUGUUUCUCAGUCAGUGGCUCAUUCAUUAGCUUCUUGACCUCCAGCUGAAUUUCUUCCACAAUUAUAGAUGUUCAGCAGGGAAAGUUUUACGGGACACUUGCCACCUUGAAUUCACUGAUUCCUCCAUGCAAUUUGAAACCACCCCGGCCUCCUCAUUAUGUACUCUUGGCAUUGUUGACUUAGCAUGGUUCUCAAAUUUUUCAGAGAUGCCCUCCUUGAAAAGCUAAGAAACACUCCCCCUGUCUUCUCUCUCCAGCUGUGCAAAUUUUAUUAAUCUACAACCACAGGGCCACAACAAAUAAAAAAAAUCAUGUUAAUUUGACCGCCAACAUACUAAUAACAUAAAGUAAAUAUUUAUUAAGGCAGGAGAAAGUUUGUCCCUGCUGAUAUCAAGCUAGAUCACAGCGUUUUCCAUCUUUCCAGCCACAUUUGGUACUGUAGGUCCCAUCUAAAUUCACUUAUUGUUUUGGAUUUUUGUUUUUUAAUAAACAAAAAAUAACUUUUCUUGAAUGUGCCACGCUUUUUUUUAACCAGCUGUUUUUGGCUGUAAUACUUCCUGGAGGAAGAAUGCAGGUCUCAGACCUCUUGCAGCUUUACAUCUUGUUUUGGCUGUGUUUUUAUUAACCCCUUAGCAGUCCUAUUAGUCCCCUAAACCAUCCAAUGUCCCGUGGGCGGUACGUC
This is a messenger RNA of Haplochromis burtoni (Burton's mouthbrooder), 6356 nucleotides long. It is a transcript of the gene vgll2a, whose product is annotated as vestigial-like family member 2a. Lineage: Eukaryota; Metazoa; Chordata; Actinopteri; Cichliformes; Cichlidae. The record is from RefSeq and is a predicted model, not a curated record. The transcript has 4 exons. The coding region runs from base 165 to 1022 and encodes 285 amino acids. Gene Ontology annotation, biological process: regulation of transcription by RNA polymerase II. Gene Ontology annotation, cellular component: nucleus.